This is a messenger RNA of Amaranthus tricolor (Joseph's coat), 1797 nucleotides long. Its product is annotated as protein LOW PSII ACCUMULATION 1, chloroplastic. The transcript has 9 exons. Gene Ontology annotation, biological process: photosystem II oxygen evolving complex assembly. Lineage: Eukaryota; Viridiplantae; Streptophyta; Magnoliopsida; Caryophyllales; Amaranthaceae. Gene Ontology annotation, molecular function: protein binding. Gene Ontology annotation, cellular component: chloroplast. Bases 161 to 1498 code for a protein of 445 amino acids. The record is from RefSeq and is a predicted model, not a curated record.
GCCACGAGCCACAAAAAUCUCAGUUGGCGCCUUCCGGUUCACCGAUUGAGUUAUUAAGGAAACAUUAACACCAACUCCCGAGUGAACGGUGAAAACCCUCAAUGUCUUGUGUCCAUUUCUGGUUUGGAUAAUCUCUUCUCAAUCCUCCAUUUCCCUUUCAAUGGCGGUGGCUUCUUCACUAUUCCUCCAUCAUCAAAUCUUCGGCUUUUCAAACCCUAAUUCCCAUCAAUUUACUCUCAGACGAAGCAGAACAAAAUGGGUUUCUACUUUUUCAAUUAACCACAAAAGAGUUGGCUUCUCUUUCAUAACAAAUUGUUCUCCGCCUCAAACACCAUCACCUGAAACGACUACUCAAACGGCUGAGUCAUGCGUCAAUGUUGGACUCUCUCUCUUCAACAAAGGACGGGUUAGAGAUGCACUAGUACAGUUUGAAACAGCUCUUAGUUUAAAUCCUAAUAUUAUGGAAGCUCAAGCAGCACUUUACAACAAAGCAUGUUGCCAUGCCUACAGGGGGGAGGGGAAGCGAGCUGCUGAGUGUUUACGCACUGCUCUCAAAGAUUAUGACCUAAAAUUUGGAACCAUCCUCAAUGAUCCAGACUUAGCCUCCUUCAGAGCAUUACCAGAAUUCAAGGAAUUACAAGAAGAGGCAAGGCUUGGUGGUGAGGAUGUAGGCAAUAGCUUCAGGAGAGACCUCAAGCUCAUUAGUGAAGUCCAAGCUCCAUUUCGUGGAAUUCGUCGAUUUUUUUAUGUGGCUUUUGCAGCAGCUGCGGGAAUCGCUACCUUCUUCACAAUACCCCGGUUGUUCCUUGCAAUUCAAGGGGGUGAAGGUGCUCCGGAUCUGUUAGCGACUGCUGAAAAUGCUGCAGUUAAUAUUGGAGGCAUUGUCAUUUUGGUGGUACUGUUUCUAUGGGAUAAUAAGAAAGAGGAGGAGCAGCUUGCGCAAAUAACUCGUGAUGAAACGUUGUCAAGGUUACCAUUACGUCUUUCUACUAAUCGAAUUGUUGAGCUCGUACAGCUACGGGACACUGUUAGACCGGUUAUUCUAGCUGGCAAAAGGGAGAGUGUUUCUUUGGCAAUGCAGAAAGCUGAAAGGUUCAGGACUGAGCUCCUCAGAAGAGGUGUUUUACUAGUUCCUGUCAUUUGGGGUGAGGGUGACGCCAGUCCAGUUCUAAAGAAAGGCUUUGGGGUUUCCGGAAAGGCUGUUGCUUCUCUUCCCUCUAUUGGAGAAGACUUUGACAAGCGAACUCAAUCUAUAACUGCAAAAACAAGGUUGCAAGCUGAAAUUCGAUUCAAAGCCGAGGCUGUGUCUCCAGGAGAAUGGGAAAGAUGGAUAAAGGACCAGCAGAAAUCAGAAGGAGUUACACCUGGCGAGGAUGUAUACAUAAUAUUACGCUUAGAUGGUCGUAUUCGCAGGUCAGGCAAGGGAAUGCCUGAUUGGCAGCAAAUAGUUCAGGAGCUUCCUGCUAUGGAGGAUCUACUAAGCAAGCUAGAAAAAUGAGUUUCUUGCCCACAAUAUCUACAGGAAAGAAUUUUAUUUAUAGCAAAUUUAAUGACUAUGCAAUGUGUUUUUUCCCUCAAUGAUAGAUCCUUGGUGCAUUUUUUGUAUGAUAAUUGUUGGUGUAAGCCAAGUUUGAUCGAGUUGAGAGUUGAGUUUUGUGUGUUUUGAUAACGUUUUAAGAAACGAAGGAAAAGGAAGGGGAUGGGAUGGAAGGAGAGGAAAGAUUGAUAUGUUUUCGUUUUAGAUCUUUCCAAUGUUUUAAAGGAUUUGUCCGUUACAAAAUAUAGGGAAUUUCGUCA